AUGUGUCUCGGCCUCUCCCCCGACAUCCAACAGGUUGAUGAUGCCAGGAAAACAGCUGUCAUCGACAGAGAGCUCUCUCGGCUAGGUGUAGACAUUGCAUGCUUGCAGGAGACGAGGUUUGCAGACAGUGGCACCCUCAGAGAAGAGAGCUACACCUUCUUCUGGAAAGGUAAACCCCCUGAAGAACCCCGCCAGCAUGGUGUCGGCUUUGCCAUAAGGAACACACUGAUGACCUCCAUCGAGCCUCCUUCAGCAGGCACAGAGAUAAUUCUGACCCUCCGCCUGUCCACAUCUUCCAGCUCAGCCACCAUCAUCAGUGUGUACGCGCCCACGCUGUACUCUACCCCUGAGGAUAAGGACCAGGUCUAUGGUGCCCUGGAUGAUAUCAUAUCUCGAACCCCCAGCACUGACACGCUUUACCUCCUUGGCGACUUCAACGCCAGAGUGGGAGCUGACCACGAGGCUUGGCUCUCCUGUCUCGAUGCCUACGGACGCGGGAAGAUAAAUGACAAUGGCCAGCGUCUGCUAGAGCUGUGCUGCUACCACGGCCUUUGCGUCACCAACACCUUCUUCCCGUGCAAAGAAAUCCAUCAGGUAUCCUGGAGACAUCCUCGUUCACACCACUGGCACCAGCUCGACUUGGUAUUGACCAGACGCAAAGACCUUGCCAGCGUCCUCCUCACCCGUACCUACCACAGUGCUGAUUGCGACACUGACCAUUCCCUCGUCGCCAGUAAGGUGCGCAUUGCCCCGAGGAAGAUACACCACAGCAAGAAGAGCGGACGGCCACGCGUCAACACCUGCAAUGCCAGAAACCCCCUUAAGAUGCAGGGCUUCCUGAACCUUCUCAACGUGACCCUAGCAAGGGAGAUGUCUGAAGACGACACCACAGACCUCAUCUGGUCCCACCUGUGGGACUCGAUCUACAGUGCAGCCAUCUCCGCUUACGGAAAGAAGGAACACAAAAACGCUGACUGGUUUCAGGCUCACUGGGACAGGAUGGAGCCUGUGGUUGAGGCUAAGAGGAAGACCCUUCUGGCCUACAAGAACGCUCCGAACCCCACCACGCUUACUGCACUCAGGGUUGCCAGGAAAACAUCCCAGCAGACAGCUCGUCACUGCGCAAACACCUACUGGUUGAAUCUCUGCAGUAGAAUACAGCUUGCUGCAGACGUAACAGAUGCAAGAGGGAUGUACGAGGGCAUCAAGAAGGCGACAGGUCCAGCGCCCAAUAAGUCCGCCCCCCUCAAGACCAAGACAGGCGACAAUGUUGUCACUGAUGGUGCCCUUGCCGACUCCCCUGACCUGCCUGUGAUGGAGGAACUUGAUGCACUGCCCACAAAGGAGGAGCUCAGCAAAGCCAUCAGCAAUCUCUCAAGCGGAAAGGCCCAGGGAUUGACAGCAUUCCAGCAGAGGUCCUAA
Penaeus chinensis is the source of this 1422-nucleotide messenger RNA. Its product is annotated as craniofacial development protein 2-like. The record is from RefSeq and is a predicted model, not a curated record. The transcript is spliced from 2 exons. Gene Ontology annotation, cellular component: nucleus. Gene Ontology annotation, biological process: chromatin remodeling. NCBI's taxonomy places the organism in Eukaryota, Metazoa, Arthropoda, Malacostraca, Decapoda, Penaeidae. The coding region runs from base 1 to 1422 and encodes 473 amino acids. Gene Ontology annotation, molecular function: catalytic activity.